AUGCUCGCUGCUGCUGCCCUUGCAUGCCUCUGCGUCUUUAUCCCCAACCAAAAGGCAGCGCAGAGUGAAGCAUUGCAAAGCUUGUGGGGGGGCAGGGGAGCGACGCGGGAGAAGAGGCCCGAUCACUAUCCGGGGAUCUCAUACUUUGCGAAGCAGAGAGAAGAAGAUUGGCAUGCAAGACAUACAGUUCACCAGACAAACUCAGAGACUGUAAGGGGACCGAACAACCAGAAGUUAACUGGAAACCAAGCGAGGAUCGCUAAGAAAUUCCAAGCGCUGCGUGGAGGAGGUGCUGACUACAGCACCUUUAAGGACCGAUAUUAUGCAGAAAACCGCCGAGAAGGUCGAUUAGCUAAUGCUCCAGUAGCCCAGUUGAGAGAAAGUCCAAGGCCGGUAUAUCCAUCACGUGGUUUGCCGCAAGGAAACCCAUUCGAGAACCUUCGUAGAGUCCCAAUGCCAGCAAAUCAGCAGGCAAGACAAGGAUACGUGCACAUGAUGCCCGAGCAUACUUUUGGUGGUUAUGGAAUGACUUCAAGGUGGCAAGGCGAUCACUCUCAGGGUCGUUUUCGUGAACCCCGGACAAUGUUCCGUUCCAGAAGAGCCGAUGGGGGCUUCUUUCGUCAGUCAUUGAAUGAAGAGCCAGCUCAAGAUGCUGCCAAAGAGGAUGAAGCAAACCCAGAAGUAGCGAGAGCUUCUGGAGAUGAAACUGAGGAUCAGGGAGAGGAAGGGCAAGGGAAUGAAGCCAAGGGAGAGGGAGAAAUUUCUGCUGACACUCCUGAAAUAUCGCAAGAAGGGAAUGGUGAGCUUGGAGAAGAAGGGGCAAAUGAUGAUGGUGGACACGAUGACAAUCAGGUCAAGGAUGAAUGGGGAGUACCAUUAGAUGGGAAUGGUGAUCCUUCACCAUUGCACUAUCAAUGGGAUAUUCCAAGCGAUCAUCCACUCGUGACGGAGAAGGAUAGGAUGGAUGCCAUACGGAAGGCAGAGGAGAAGAUUGAAGAGGGGCAGAAAGAGCUACGCGAUGAAUGGAAGGAACUCAUGAAGCAUCCCCCGGAUGUGUCGGAGUCCACACGGCCUGACAUUAUGGACCCUGACGACUUUCCAACGGCAACAGAAGUUUUUCACAAGAAGCACCGUGAAAUGGAAGAAUUCCGAGAUGCUCUUGAUGCAUUUGUCCAUGAUCCUCAAUUCAAUCCAUUCAUUGUGAUGAAAGCUCACCAGAUUGCCAAGUACGGAAUUCCAGCGCCUGAAACUGACAACAUCUUCGUCUGGCGGAAGUGGUAUCGGGAAGUUCUUGACAAGUAUCAGAUCUUGAAGCACGAAGUUGAGAAAAUCGCGUCUGGAAAUUGGUACUCGGAAGAAUCAGACUACAGGAGGCAUGAACUGCACCGACCAGGAGCAUACAAACAUGUAUGGAGGAAUCGAGAUGCCUGGAGCCCCAGGGAGGGCCCCCCGUCUGAACACUCUGCUGUGGUCGAGACCGGCAUGACCAACUUUACAGAGAUUUCUGGGGAGGUCGGUUACAACGUCUCCAAUGCAACAAGGGAGGAGGAAAAUGGACCUGCUGAGGUUCAUGCGUCGCCUGUGGUUUCAGAUUUAGAGGGCAGGGUUGACAAGAUGGAGAAGGAGCUCAAAGAGUUAGUCCGGCUGGUGAAGGAUUCGAAGGAGCCACCUACAAGCGAGGAUCAGACAGCCAGGCAGAAUGCUUCGGAGGCUGCAACGGAUGCGACCAAUUCGAGUAAGGCUGAGGAGCGCGAAGAGACUUCAUCGCGUCUCAAGAUUGGGGAAAAAGGGAAGUCACUGUUGUAUCAUGGUAGAUCCAGUUCAAGUGCUCCUCGUCACAAGGAUCAAGCAGUGUCUACCUCGGAAGAUAAACUUUUCCUCCAUCCUCCCAAAGAAGUUGAACGAUGGCUUGCCAAGGCGUUCGAGAGUGCUGCCCAAGAAGACAAGGGGGAGAAGUCAACCAAGUCGAAGCUUUCCUCAUUAUCCAGGAGUGUGCAGCAUGGAGGCGAUUCCACAUCAAAGAAAUCAAAGAAAGACGGCAGUUUCAUGCGGACAGGCCCUAGCUCGACAGCCCAUGACGGGGACCCACUUGCUCAUGUCACGAAGGCGUUGCUGAAGGCGAACAGCAAGAAGGAGCGGGCAGCAGAGAGGCUGGAGAGUAAGAGAAAGAAGAUCAACUCUCCCUCGUUGGACAAGAAGUUUGUGGGCGGGAAGACGAUGUACAUACCAAGAUACGAUCACAAGAAGACCUCGGGGGAUGGGUGGGGUUGGCUCUGGGGCUGA
This is a messenger RNA of Guillardia theta CCMP2712, 2283 nucleotides long. RefSeq lists its product as hypothetical. The transcript is spliced from 3 exons. The record is from RefSeq and is a predicted model, not a curated record. NCBI's taxonomy places the organism in Eukaryota, Cryptophyceae, Pyrenomonadales, Geminigeraceae. The coding region runs from base 1 to 2283 and encodes 760 amino acids.